CCCACCACGCUCGGCGAGGUCCUCAAGGAGGUCAUGCGCCGCCACGACGGCGUCACGAUCGACGCCAGCUCGUCAAAGGUGACGGCCACGUUCAUCAUCAAGGCGCGCGGCGCCCGCGCCGACGAGCGCGCAGAGCGUGCCAAGGCCGAGCUCACGGCCUGGCUCGAGAAGAAGAUCGAGGACAAGGUGCUCGUCCCCAAGGACUUGCGCGCCGUCAUCAUCGGCGCAAGGGUCCGCCGCACGCUCAAGUCGAUCACCGACUCGACCGGGUGCUCGAUCCAGAUCCCGCGCGACGACGAGCUCGACGCCGACUCGACCCCGGCCGACGACCCCGACUCGGGCCCGCAGAUCCCGAUCACGCUCUCGGGCGCGUCGACCGCCGUCGCCGCCGCCAAGCAGCAGAUCCUCGCCAUCGUGCGCGAGCGCACGUCCAAGGCGUCGGUCCGCGUCCCGGACGUGCCCGCCGAGCUGUGGGCCCUCCUCGGCGCGCGCGUCGCCGCCAUCCUCGAGCGCGCCGGCGACGGCGGCGACGACGCGCUCCUGUCGUCGUCGUCGAACGCGACCGCGGCGCAGCAGCAGGCCGACAAGGCCGUCACCGUCUCGGGCGACAAGGACGCGGUCAAGCGCGUCAUCGAGCUCAUCGAGCACGAGGUGGCCGACCUGCGCGCGACGGCCCGGGUCGUCUCGUUCCAGCUCCCCAAGCGCCAGCACCGCUUCCUCGCCGCGCCCUCGGUCGCCGACAAGAUCCUCGCCGAGACGGGCUGCGCCGUCGAGGUGGCCCCGGCCGACUCGGCGUCCGAGGACGUCGUCGUGCGCGGUCCCGGCCGCGCCACGGCCAAGGCGAUGCAACUCGUCAUGGACCUCGCCGACGCCGCGCCCGUCGAGCAGCUCGACCUCCUCACGGCGCACCGCGGCGCCCACGACCCGCGCGCGUACGCGGCCCACCUCGCGCGGUACCUCCUCGUCAAGGCGCGCCUGCGGCCCGUCGCCCUCUCGAGCGGCACCUCGAUCUUCCUCCCGCGCGCCGACACGAUCCCGAACGCGUCCAACGCGUGGCUCGAGAUCGUCGGCGACGGCGCAGAGGGCGGCUCGGGCCUCGAGGGCGUCGCCCAGGCGCGCGCGGCCGUCAUCGCCGAGGUGCGCCGCCUGCCGCCGUCGGCGUUCGACGUCGUCGAGGUCGACCCGCUCGUGCACCGCCACCUCGUCGGCGGCAAGAAGGGCGCGCGCGUCAAGCAGCUCGAGAAGGAGCACUCGGUCGACGUUGUCUUCCCGCCCGCCGAUGCCGACCGCAACGACGUCCUCGUCGUGUUCGUCGGCGACGACCCGGCCGGGCCCGAGGCGCGCUCGGCGCUCGACGCCGUCAAGGGCGCGAUCGAGGCCCUCGCGGCCGAGUACGCCGACCUGACGACCGAGACGAUCCAGGUCCCCAACGCGCUCCACGGCGCCGUCAUCGGCCAGGGCGGCACGACGCUCAACGCCGUCAUUGGCGAGGACAAGCUCGUGCACGUCCAGUUUGCGCCCGCGAGCGGCGCCGAGGACGACGUUGUCGUGCGUGGGCCAAAGGACGAGGUGGCGCGCGUCAAGGGCGAGCUGCUGCGCAUCGCCGAGGAGGCCAAGAACGAGGAGAUCGUCAACUCGCACGUCAUCGAGUUCGAGAUCCCGACCGAGCACGUGCGCCACAUCGUCGGCAAGUCGGGCGCCGGCGUCAACAAGCUGCGCGAGGACCUCGGCGUGCGCGUCGACUUUGGCGGCGAGCAGGGUGCGGCGGCGGCGGCGGCCAAGAAGGGCCCGACGAGCAAGGUGACGGUCAAGGGCCGCAAGGAGAACGCCGAGGAGGCGCAGCGCCGCAUCCAGUCGCUCGCGACCCGCAUGGCCGACGAGGUGACGGUCACGAUCCCGCUCGCCGCUUCGGUCGAGCGCGGCUCGCUCAUCGGCAAGCAGGGCGCGUUCCUCAAGCGCCUCGAGGACCGGUACGACGUGCGCAUCAACUUCCCGCGCGGCAAGGCCGACGACAAGUCGUCGCCGCAGGAGAUCUCGAUCCGCGGGCCGACCAAGGGCGCAAAGGCGGCCCAGGGCGAGCUCGUCGCCCUGAUCGAGUACGAGAAGGAGCACGGCAACGUCGCGAGCUUCUCGGUCGCCGUCAAGGCGCUCCCGCGCAUCCUCGGCCGCGGCGGGUCCCAGGUCAACCAGAUCAAGGACGACACGGGCGUCGCCUCGCUCGACGUCGACCAGGAGAGCUCGGACUCGACGACGGCCACCAUCACGCUCCGCGGCACCAAGUCGAGCAUCAAGAAGGCGCGCGAGGCCGUCGAGAAGAUUGCCCAGGAGGUCCAGGACGAGCUCCGCCUCGAGCUCGACAUCCCGCGCGAGUUCCACACGACCCUCAUCGGCUCGGGCGGCUCGAGCAUCCGCGACUUGAUCGCGCGGUGCGGCGGCCCGACCGACGCUCGCGCGUCGGGCAACACGGUCCGAUUCCCGCGCCAGGGCGACGGCAAGGACAAGGUGAUGAUCACGGCGCCGUCGACCGUCGCCGACAAGAUCCGCGCCGCGCUCGAGCACGAGGUCGAGCUCCUCCAGUCGCGCGUCGUGUGGGGCGUCGUCGUGCCGCACCAGGCGCACGCCGCCGUCAUCGGCAAGGGCGCCCAGGCGCUCCAGGACCUGCAGCGCAAGCACGGCGUCAAGGUCGUCAUGCCCGGCUGGAACGACUAUGCCUCGGCGGGCGAGCCCGAGAACCAGGCCGACGUCGCCGACGCCGACGCGCGCGACCUCGUCAAGGUCGUCGGCCCCAAGGACGCUGCCCUCGCCGCCGCGACCGACCUCCAAGCCGUCAAGCCUCGUGGCGGCGCCGGCGGCUCGGGCUCGGGCGCGAGCACGCCCGGCGGCGCGGCCCACUCGGUCGAGGUCGCCAUCCCGAAGAAGCUGCACGCGCAGGUCGCGCAGGGCGGCCGCUUUUUCCGGUCGCUGCCGUCGGGCACGCGCGUGUCGCACCGCGGCAUCAAGCCGCCCUCGUCGGCGCUCAAGAGCAAGAAGCCGCCUGCGCCCUCCUCGUCGGCCCGGGCCUCGUCGUCGUCCAACGGCGCGGCCCGCAUCGACGACGACGGCGCCGACGCGUCGAACGGCGCGACCGACGGCGCCGAGGCGCUCGAGUUCCAGCUCGUGUCGCUGCACGCCGACGACAACGGCGACUCGACCGAGGCCGACGACGACUCGAUCCCGUGGGUCGUCGAGUCGCGCACGCAGGAGGACGCCGAGUCGGUCGCCGACGAGAUCCGCCGCAACCUCGCCAAGGCGCAGGACGCGUCGCACGUCGGGUUCGUCACGGUCCCGCGAGGCCUCAUGCCGCGCAUCGUCGGCCGCGGCGGUUCCGGGCUCGACCGCCUGCGCGCGACGGGCGUCGACGUCGAGGUUGUCGGCAAGCGCGACGCCAACCAGCUCACGCUCACGGGCUCGCCCGUCAACAUCGACUCGGCGUACGCCAUCAUCCAGGAGCUCAACGCGCCUCGCCCGCCUCGCCGUGAC
Molecule: messenger RNA, 3519 nt
Organism: Rhodotorula graminis WP1
Lineage: Eukaryota; Fungi; Basidiomycota; Microbotryomycetes; Sporidiobolales; Sporidiobolaceae
Exons: 4
Biological process (GO): regulation of gene expression
Cellular component (GO): nucleus; cytoplasm
Molecular function (GO): mRNA binding
Source: RefSeq, a predicted model, not a curated record